Messenger RNA from Carassius gibelio (silver crucian carp), 1210 nucleotides. RefSeq lists its product as uncharacterized. The coding region runs from base 7 to 1002 and encodes 331 amino acids. The record is from RefSeq and is a predicted model, not a curated record. The transcript is spliced from 11 exons. Lineage: Eukaryota; Metazoa; Chordata; Actinopteri; Cypriniformes; Cyprinidae.
CCACACAUGAAGGAACCCAUCAAGUACUACAUAAGUCAGCUGGAACAAAUGGCACCUCCUGGCUGUUUUCCUCCACCUGUUACGUGUAUUUCAACAACAAUCAAUGAAACCUCAAUUUGUAAUGAAAUCAGCAGUAACGAGACCCUCCUAUCCGCUGCACUCGUGAGCGCCCCCUGUAGUGUGGACCUGCAGCAGUACGUUUGCUCUUCGCUCACCGGCAUCACUGCUGGAAACCUGGCUGAACUCCUGAAGUGUCAACUUUCAAGCAGCAGAAGUUACUCCAAGGAGAUCUGGAAACUAUUUUUCACCAAAGCAAAUGAUGUUCUGGACGGAGCCCUCGUCAUAUUCUCCAGCGCAGCAGCAAAUAUGUCUCAGCCAAUCAGAGGUGAUGUCGUGUCCCAAGUGCUGGAUGUGGUUGGAGAGCUGAGACUGGAGCGCAUCAGUCCUGACCAAUGGACAGACCUCUCUUUCAUCAGCAUGUUGUUGGGUCAAUAUCUGAAGCCGUUUUUACCAUUUGCGUCACCAUCCCUACUGCUGUGCACCAGCAGCAAAAACCUCAGCUGCCAAACUUACCAGCACAUUCUGUCAGAGGUCCCACUCGUCAAUGAGAUUCAAGGAAGAGACAUGGCGAACUUCUUCAUUCUGCCCUUCCUGAGAAGAAACGCAACAGAUGCGGGCUGUGUGGCGACUGCUAACAACAGUGUUGAGUGGCUGCAGAAGAACUUUGGCCCGUUCUCUCAGUUCGUGUCUCUCACAGAUCUGAUCUCCAUCAACAGACUCUUUGAUCCCUUGGAGACCCUGGACAAUCUCACUCCCAAGCAGGUGGCUGGACUGUUGGUUGAAGAGCUACCUGGUCUCCCAGAGAAGAAAGUCGUCAUCAAUACAGUGUUUGAUCAUCUGUUUGUGUCUCCUGUGGAGCGAGGACUUCCUGAUGUUCUUCAAAACCUGCUCUCAAUCUCACAGACGACCAUUAUUCCGUGCAGCUCCUACAUACUGAUGUAAGUGUACUUGGUACAUGAUAUUGAGUCUCUGGCCUCUUUGCACUGAGAUCUGCUGUAAUUCUGUGGUUCUUUCUCAGAUUCCAGAGGCUGUUUCAGGCGUUACCUUUCCUGCCGACGGAGAUGGAGACUGUGGUCUUCCAAACAACUGGAGAACUCAAGCAGAAUGGAGCAAGAGGUCAUUCUUGAUCUUCCUCAGUUCUUGCUGUUGA